This is a messenger RNA of Microthlaspi erraticum, 276 nucleotides long. The record is from the annotation of a GenBank genome assembly. Lineage: Eukaryota; Viridiplantae; Streptophyta; Magnoliopsida; Brassicales; Brassicaceae.
AUGGCGUCGAUAGUGAUGCUCCUUAGAGCAUUGAUGAGUUGCCGUCUUACGCCUAAAGACGAGCCGGAGACAGCGGAUGAUGCUUCUUCGUCGGCAGUGAAACUUUACAAAAAUGUCGCCGGAGACCAAAGCACGACGAGGAAGAGAAUUUCAGUGGACGUUGACACAUCGCGUUUCAUCGAUAAUCACGAGUUCACUAUCGAAACUACGUGUGGGAUCAAUGAUAUGGAUGAAAGGUUUUACUGGAUUAUUGUCAGGAAUCACUUAUUGAUGUGA